Sorghum bicolor (sorghum) is the source of this 860-nucleotide messenger RNA. RefSeq lists its product as uncharacterized. The record is from RefSeq and is a predicted model, not a curated record. Bases 321 to 662 code for a protein of 113 amino acids. The transcript is spliced from 2 exons. Lineage: Eukaryota; Viridiplantae; Streptophyta; Magnoliopsida; Poales; Poaceae.
ACCAAUCACUGGACGGACCGACACAGCAGGACAGCAGCGCGACGCUGACCAGGGCUUCCUCCGCCGCUGCUCGGCGCCGCCGCAGCGUCCCCCUCGGCGCCCUCUCGGCCACGCAGUCCCGGUCCCGCCGCCGGCAGAAUGGCAGUACGGGGAGAAACGGACACCGUCGCGCCACGCUGGCGGCUGGCUGGCUCGAUCUGCUAGUCGGCGACGGCGACGGCGACUCGGCGGUGAGAAAGACAAGCUCCGGCUGACCGGCUGCACGGUAAAGACUGUGGCGUCGCCAUCGGCCGUCCAAUCACCUGCUGCUGGUACAGAGCAUGAGCGCAGGGUGGGCCGGGGUGUGGAGAGACACGAGCAAGAGCACAGGGUUGCUGCUGGUACAGAGCAAGAGCAAGAGCACAGGGUGCGCCCUCUCGGCCCUCUCAACAACCCCAGAAGCAGCUGGCUGGCAGGCAAGCAGCGAGAUGUCUAGGUCUGGAAAAAGACUUCGUCGAUGGUGGGACGAGGAGGAUGAAUCUGAUGAUGACGACCUCUUCAUCAUUGCUGGUCUUCUUGAGGGCUCUAGGAGGAACAAGCGCAAGAAAAAGUUCCGUGGAUCUUUGCCGGGCCGCCGCAAAGUGCUACGGGACAUUUCGGGAGGUCACGAUCGCAAUUCAUAGUUCUAGGUAGUUAGUGAUUUACUAUGCAUGUAAUCUCUAGUUCAGAUGUGUAGUUCUGUGAAUGUAAUCCCUAGUUAGUGAUUUACUAUGCACAUUUUAUUUCCAACGAUGUUGUUGUCCAAAACUUUGGAGCAGAAUUUUUUGCUGCAUGUAUGGUCCUGUGCUGUUGAAAUUUUGAAACCAUGUUGUUGUCCAAAA